ACCUAUGCAACGAUGAUAUUUUGCAGCACGUACGUGAAUAAACUGAACACAUGAUUUGAUUCACAUUUACAUUGCGCAAUUUUGCUGAUAUCCGUAAACGACCUGAAGAGAAGAAGAUAUAGUUCCAAAAUGUCUGUUAUAUCAAGAACGAUUUCACUAUGUCUUGCCGUCGCAGUAUUCACCUUAAUUGAUGGUGCUUAUGGAGACAUGUGCCCAUCUGACUAUGGGUUUUCUUGCCCAAGGCCAUACGACUCAUACGAUUGGACGACCUGUUGUAGUAUCAACGGGAUUCAGCAAUGUUGUAAUCCAACUAUUCUUGCGACAUGGGCGAUUGGUGCGAUCGUGACAACAUGCUUCUUCAUAUCUUUUUUCUUCAUCCUGAUUGUCUGUGCCUGCUGCCCAUGCUGUUGGCUGGCCAGUCGAAGACGUCACAACCGCUAUGUGGUGGUGUCCAAUGAAACCCCUGUUGCCUACCCGGCUAAUUCAACUACCAGGACCACCUACGUGUACAACACCUACCCAGCUCAACCGAACUACAACAGCACAGGCUACGGUCAACCUACCGCCCCUCCAAUGGGAGCCACUACCACAACCACUUAUGUCAAACAGUGAUCAUUCCCGAUGAUUGCGUGGUCUUGUGUAUUAAAGUACUAUUAUUAAGACAAUCGCAAAGACUUAUGAAAAAUCUUCCUAAAGCAAUUUUAAUAUCAUUGUCCUUCACCUUUUGAUAUCAAGGAACCUGAUAACAAUUUUGUAAUUGGAACAUGAUUUCCACUGGCAGUACAAUAGAGCAUUGAAAUUACCCUUGAGUUGAUUUAUUGAAAGCCUUUGCGAUCAUGUUAGUUUGAUAAUGAACGUGACAUGAUAUGAACCUUGGAUGGCAUUAUUAAUGAAACAAUCUUUGAACUAAUCUUUUCUUUUUAUGAAUCAGGACAUUAAUGUACAAUUAGGUGAAGCUAAUAACUGGUAAGAAGAAAUUCUGUGAAUGCUUGAGCCCUUUUAACAUUGUUUCAUUACACCAAGGAACGCUUUUGUUAUAGAAUGAUCUAGAAUGAUCUAAUAUUUUGAAAGUUUGAAAGACCGAUCUUUGUUAAAUUUCUUUCAAAUACUACAUUACACAUAACUCUAGGAUAAAAAUAGUACUAAACAUAUGACGUUGCAUUGAUGGCUUUAGUCCUAGUAGGUAUAGUAUUGGUAUAAAUGGAAAAGAAAUAUAAACUGCUAAGAGUAAAUACAGCAAGAAAAAAGUUGUAGUCUUCAGAGGACAUUAAAGAAAUUAGUAAAACUAUUAUAAUUUCAAUAUUGUACUUUCAAAUUUGUACACAUUGAGUAUCGUUUUUUGACUUGUUAUUACUGAAAUAUUUCUGAUGUAUAUUUUUAACCAAAGAGUUUGACCAACAUGGAUUGAUUUUUACAAUUUUAAAAUAUAUGAUUAGGGAAUACAAACAUUAGCUUUUUUCAGGAUAGAGAUAUAAAUAAAUCAUUUAAUAUAUCUUGAUUUAAUUGUAUGUCAUCAACGUUCAAGACGACGAUGAUUCAUAGCAUUUAUUUGGCGUCAUAUUUCUGUUCGAAUUAUGAAUAGGGCAAAAAGAAAAAAAAAUCAUUACAAAUAUAUCAUGCAGAGUGCACAUUUUUUUAAGGCAAUCACUAAGUCCCGUGUCACAAGGAAAAAAAGGUACAAUUUGGGCUAGGACAU
Molecule: messenger RNA, 1696 nt
Organism: Strongylocentrotus purpuratus (purple sea urchin)
Lineage: Eukaryota; Metazoa; Echinodermata; Echinoidea; Camarodonta; Strongylocentrotidae
Exons: 3
Coding region: 130-612 (160 amino acids)
Source: RefSeq, a predicted model, not a curated record